Enhydra lutris kenyoni (northern sea otter) is the source of this 476-nucleotide messenger RNA. RefSeq names its product vacuolar ATPase assembly integral membrane protein vma21-like. The record is from RefSeq and is a predicted model, not a curated record. The coding region runs from base 75 to 416 and encodes 113 amino acids. Gene Ontology annotation, cellular component: endoplasmic reticulum membrane. The transcript has a single exon. NCBI's taxonomy places the organism in Eukaryota, Metazoa, Chordata, Mammalia, Carnivora, Mustelidae. Gene Ontology annotation, biological process: vacuolar proton-transporting V-type ATPase complex assembly.
CGCGAGGUCGGGUGUAGGCGGCUCUGACUGAGCUUCGACUUCUCGACGGACGGACUGACUGACGGACGGACACCAUGCCGCGCUCCCAUAGGCCUCCGCCGACCGCCCAGCGGCCCGCCAACGCCACGGGCAAUGCCACUGGCAACGCUGCCGAGCCCAAGCCCGAAGGCGGCAGCCUGGCCACGACUUUCAAGAUUUUUCUCCUUUUUGCAGGACUGAUGGUUAAAGUUCCUGUGGGCUUGUAUUUUUCCUGCAAAUUGCUCCUUUUCCAGAGUCUCCUGUUAAUGUCUCCUGACGACAGUGGCUUUUACGCGACCAUCGUGGCUGUGGUGGGGCUGCAUGUGGUGCUGGCGGUGUUCGUGUUCAUCGUGUGGAAGGAGGGCAUGCCCGACUGGCAGGAGAACAAGAACGAGUAGAGCAGCCCGGGAGCUGCGACCGCGGGGGGCGGGGGGGGGGGGGUUUUUUUUUUCAUCCGU